Molecule: messenger RNA, 2585 nt
Organism: Danio rerio (zebrafish)
Lineage: Eukaryota; Metazoa; Chordata; Actinopteri; Cypriniformes; Danionidae
Gene: ifngr2
Product: interferon gamma receptor 2
Source: RefSeq, marked validated
ACUGGAAUGCAACGCUUGCCGAUGGGAUUUAAACGUAAAGGAAUGCAAAAAAAACAUUUGUUUCUCGCAUGUUGGGUUUAAAUAAUGUUUUUGUGUUUUACUGAUAUAGCACGUGUCGCUUAUACAGAAUUCAGCGCAUUUAGCAACACUUGCUUUGUUUAUUGUAAGAGGGACAGGCGUAUUUCCUGAAGAAAUCAGCAAGAACGACGCUUUCUCAACUCUCGCAAAUGGUUUGGUGAAAGAUGUGGAUUUAUAUUUGUCGAAAUGACCUAUAUAAUUCACCUAACGGUUUUCAUGUUGAUCGUCAAUAUCGAGAGAACAUGCUGCUUAAAUCCGCCUCAGGAUUUAAAGAUAGUCAAAUCACAGUUGCUGUGGAAGCCACCUGAAGUAGAUGAAGAUCUGCGGUAUUCCCUUCAGUAUAAACUUGACUCCAAAGCAGAGGAUAAAUGGUACAACGUGUCAAGCCAUAUCAACAAAAACGUUUUCAACAUCACUGAUGAAUUUUAUGGAGCUUUAUUUCGGGUCCGUGCAGAGAAGGGAAACCACAUCUCAGAAUGGGCCAUUUCAAAUCGAGUCAAUUGUGUAAAUGUAAAUUCUUGUGCUCCUGUGGUGAAUCUAUCUGAGAAACCAGGAAUUGUUUCCUUAACUCUGGCACAUAUGGACCAGAGCUUGGAGAAAGAACAUGGAGAACAUCUUGAGUUUAACAUAUCGUCCUGGAGUGUGAAUAGCAGAGAAAACCCUGAGGAGGAUGUUGUAAUAAAUAGCAAGGAUUAUAUCUUUAAUGACCUGGAAUCAGGGCAGAUCUACUGUUUCCAGGUGGAGUAUUUGCUCUACCAUAAGCCAUAUGGAAAGGCUAGCAAGGAAAGAUGCGUUUUCAUCCCUGAAACACCUGAAGCAAAAAAGAAACGUGUUUUGAUCUACGGUCCACUGAUCACAUGUUUUGUUUUGAUGGUGUGCGGUUUCUGCAUUUUUCUAUUUUGUAAAUGCAAGAGUAAUAAAAGAGUGCAAAGUGUGGUUAAAGAGUGGUUCCAGCCAUUCAAGCUGGACCUUCCUGACCACUAUAAAGAGUUUCUGUCCAGCGAGUUUCCUGUUGGAUUGGCUCCAAGUCCCAGUAUUCCAAGCUUACAGUCAGAUGACUUUAUUAUAUUAAAGGAGAACGCUGACGUGGAGGAGAAUGGGCAAGAAGCGGAACAACAGAAGACUGAAAUAUUAUGAUUGUUUUUAUGUGCCUAAUAAUUCCUUUGCGAUUUAACAUAAUUUGCUCAUCACUAACAAGCUUACGAAUCCAGAUUUGACUUGUGUAAGCAUUAAUAGUUUUCAGUGAAGUGACCUGUGCCAGGACCUGGUAGGCAAAAAAAAUGGGUCAAAAUGGCUGCUACACUUUGAACUCCAUAAAAAAUGCAGCACAAACUAGUAACAUUUUUAUCUGUUUCAAGCUAUGAGUAUUUGGAUCGCAUAUGAUCACAAACUGUAAAAUGUGUGCACUUGCAAUCAAUAUGCUGCACGUGCAGUCAUUUAAAACCCUCUCAGAGAUCCAAUUCUUACAUAAUGUUAUCUUUUAGAUAUUCCUCAACAAUUGAAUCGUUUGUGAGGGCGUUGUAGCACGUUCGUGUCUGCUUUUAUCUACCUGCGAGGUAGAAUUGAAACUGUAUAAAAAGCAUACAAACGAUUUGACCCUUAUAGGUACCAUGGUUUGUAAAAAUCCUUAAAUAUCUCCUUUACGGUUGUUCUGUUUCUGAAGGAAUUCAGAAUACAGUGUUGCUGUUAUUGAAUGCUUUUUUUUAUUUGUCCAUCUCAAUGUCUAGCACUUAACACUAAAUCUGAAAUGCACUGUUUGUAGCCAGAGUCCUAGGACCGUUUGAUGUCUGAAAUUUCAAUCUGUGUAUGUGUUGUGGGGUAAGUUGGGCUUCACCGUACUAUCCUUCAACAUUAUUAUUUUGUAAAUUAUAAAAGAAAUCUGCAAAUCACUGUAAUAAUAAACUAGUUUUUGUUUGUCACUAACAGUAACAGGCUGCUUAAUUUAACCGUCUACUAUUCUUUCCCUAUUAAAAUUUAAUUACAAGACAGUUCUCAGUAUUGCAUGCAACAUUGUUUUUUUUUAAAUUCUUUCUAAAUAUCAGUAUGCUGAUGUUCUGUGUGAAGGAGAUGAACAUUUACUUUAAUGUCUGCCAUAAUAUAUUACUAUACUUAAUGUCAAUUUCCGAUACAUAAUUGCUGUACAUUUCAUUUGGUUGCCAUAGUGGAUUCAUGCUGUGAAAAAAUAUGAGUAUGAGGAACUGGAGCUGUUUCAGGGCUUAUUUAAAUGAUUAAAUGUUUUGUGUGUGUUUAUGUUCUUUUAAAAGUUAUAGUGACAGUGCCUUCAUGCUGUUUCAGAAUUAAAACCAACAUAAAAUGUAAAGAUUUGGAAUUGCAUUGUGCUUUUUUUUUUAUUAUUGUAUCGAAAUGUUCACACUGUGUAGGUCAGAGAUCAGUCUUUCUUAUUUAUUUUGUGCAGUUUUGCUGUUUUUGAGCCACCUUAGGAGGGUGUACAGUUUCACAAGUGGCCUCUUCAAAAAAAGGAACUAAAUAAAGUAAUAAUACAAAAA